Messenger RNA from Sphaerodactylus townsendi, 3847 nucleotides. Its product is annotated as zinc finger protein 271-like. Lineage: Eukaryota; Metazoa; Chordata; Lepidosauria; Squamata; Sphaerodactylidae. Gene Ontology annotation, biological process: regulation of transcription by RNA polymerase II. Gene Ontology annotation, molecular function: DNA-binding transcription factor activity, RNA polymerase II-specific; RNA polymerase II cis-regulatory region sequence-specific DNA binding. The record is from RefSeq and is a predicted model, not a curated record.
CAGGAAACAGAUGUGCAGUGCCAGCAGUUCAGGCAGUUCUGCUACCAGGAGGCCGAGGGGCCUCGAGAGGUUUGCAGCCAGCUCCACGGUCUCUGCCACCAGUGGCUGAAGCCAGAAAGGCACAGCAAGAAGGAGAUGCUGGAUCUGGUGAUUCUGGAACAGUUCCUGGCCAUCCUGCCCCCAGAGAUGGGGAACUGGGUCAGGGAAUGUGGGCCGGAGUCCACUUCCGAGGCGGUGGCCCUGGCAGAAGGCUUCCUCCUGAGCCAGGCAGAGGACAGGAAUCUAGUCUGGCAGGUUCAAGGACGGAUUGUACAGGAGAGUCACCACAGAGCAGCUUUUCCAGGUGGUGCCCCAAAUUUUUUGCCAUCUCUUUGGGGCAGAGAGAAAGCAGCUUCCGUGCAGCCUGGUUGGGGUCUGGUGACCUUUGAGGAAGUGUCUGUUCAUUUCACCGAGGAGGAGUGGGCUCUGCUGGAUCCGGACCAAAGAAAGCUUCACAAGGAAGUAAUGGAGGAUAAUAAUCAGAAUGUGGCCUCUCUUGAGGAUAAUGAGACUUGCAUCCUUACUGCUCAUCAACAAAUCCAUACUGGUGACAAAACAUACAGUUGCUUGGUGUGUGGAAAAACCUUUGCUCACAGUUCACAGCUUAUGCAACAACACCCAAUUCAUAGAGGGGAGAAAUCUUAUAAAUGCUUGCUGUGUGCAAAGAGAUUUGCUCACAGUUCCAAAGUUAUUACUCAUCGACAAUUCCACAGUGGGGAGAAAGUAUAUAAAUGCUUGGAGUGUGGAAAAUGCUUUGCUGACAGUUCUGAUGUUACAAAACACCAACGAAUCCACACUGGGGAGAAACCAUAUAAAUGUCUGGAGUGUGGAAAAAACUUUGCUCAUAGUACACAUCUUACUAACCAUCAACGAAUCCACACUGGGGAAAAACCAUAUAAAUGCUUAGAGUGUGGAAAAAACUUUGCUGAGAGUUCAGCACUUAGUCAGCAUCAACGAAUCCACACUGGGGAGAAACCAUACGAAUGCUCAGAGUGUGGGAAGAUCUUUUCUCGGAGUUCAACACUUAGCGUCCAUCAGCGAAUCCACACUGGUGAAAAACCAUAUAAAUGCUUGGAAUGUGGAAUGAGUUUUACCCACAGUUCUGCACUUACUACUCAUAAACGACUCCACACUGGGGAGAAACCAUAUAAAUGCUUGGCAUGUGGAAAAAGAUUUGCUGUGAGUUCUGAUGUUACGAAACACCAACGAAUCCACACUGGGGAGAAACCAUAUAAAUGCCUGGAGUGUGGAAAAAACUUUGCUCAUAGUACACAUCUUACUAACCAUCAACGAAUCCACACUGGGGAAAAGAGCCAUACGCCAAAAUGCUUAGGGAGUGGCCCAAGGAAAAAAAACUUUUGCUUUAGGAGUUCAGCACUUAGUCAGCAUCAACGAAUCCACACUGGGGAGAAACCAUACGAAUGCUCAGAGUGUGGGAAGACCUUUUCUCGGAGUUCAGCACUUAGAGUCCAUCAGCGAAUCCACACUGGUGAAAAACCAUAUAAAUGCUUGAAGUGUGCAAAGAGCUUUGCUCAGAGUUCUCAUCUUACUAACCAUCAACAAAUACAUACUGACAAGAAACCAUUUAAAUGCUUGGAGUAUACUGGGGGAAAAACAUAUAAAUGUUUGAAAUGUGCCAAGACCUUUGCUCGGAGUACACAUCUUACUGACCAUCAACGAAUCCACACUGGGGAAAAACCAUAUAAAUGCUUAGAGUGUGGAAUGAGCUUUACCCAGCUUUCAGCACUUACUAAACAUCAACGAAUUCACACUGGGGAGAGACCAUAUAAAUGUUUGGAGUGUGCCAAGACCUUUUCCCAGUGUACAUAUCUUACUAACCAUCAACGUAUCCACACUGGGGAGAAACCAUAUAAAUGUUUGGUGUGUGGAAAGAGUUUUACCCACAGUUCAACACUUACUAAACAUCAACGAAUCCAUACGGGGGAGAGGCCAUAUAAAUGCUUGGAGUGUGCCAAGAGCUUUGCUCAGAGUACACAUCUUACUAAACAUCAACGAAUCCAUACUGAGGAAAAACCAUAUAAAUGCUUGGAAUGUGGAAAGAGCUUUUCCCACAGUUCAACACUUAUUAUCCAUCAACGAAUCCACACUGGGGAGAAACCAUAUAAAUGCUUGGAGUAUACUGGGGAGAAAACAUAUAAAUGUUUGGAGUGUGGAAAGAACUUUGCUUACAGUUCACGUCUUACUCAACAUCAACAAAUCCACACUGGGGAAAAGCCAUAUAAGUGUUUGGUAUGUGGAAAGAUGUUUUCUCGGAGCUCAGAACUUACUGUCCAUCAACGAAUCCAUACUGGAGAGAAACCAUAUAAAUGUUUGGAGUGUGGAAAAUGCUUUACCUACAGUUCAGUACUUACUAAACAUCAACGAAUCCACACUGGGGAGAGACCAUAUAAAUGCUUGAAGUGUGCCAAGAGCUUUGCUCAGAGUACACAUCUUACUAAACAUCAACGAGUCCACAUGGGAAAACCAUAUAAAUGUUCGGAGUGUGGAAAGACCUUUACCCACAGUUCAACACUGACUAAGCAUCAACAGUUCCACACUGGGGAGAAAUCAUAUAAAUUCUUACAUUGCGAUAAGAGCUUUGUUCAGAUUUCAUAUCUUAGUUAACAUCAGCAUAAGCAAUCGGAAAAGCACAGUAGAAACAGCUUUGCUCACAGUCUCAUGCUUACUGUCAUCAGUGAAUACUCACAUAGGAAAAUCCAUAUAGCAUUUGGAGUCUGGAAACCCCUUUUGUUGUGAAGAAAGAUCUUGUGAAAUACCAAGGAAUGCAUAGAGGAGAAGCUAUGUAAGUGCUUGGAUUGUGGAAAGAGCUUUUCUUGGAGGCACAGACUUUAAUAUUGACAAAUCCACUUGGGAGAAAUGAUAUAAUGACCUUGUGUGUUGAAAGUGGUUUACUGCAAUUUUAAUCUUUCUUUCCCAUCUGAGACUCUGUACAAAAGAGAAACCAUAUAAAUUCCCUGAGGCCCCUUUCACACAUGCAGAAUAAUGCACUUUCAAUCCACUUUCACAAUUGUUUGCAAGUGGAUUUUGCCAUUCUACACAGUAAAACCUAGCUGCAAAGUGCAUUAAAAGUGGAUUGAAAUCGCAUUAUUCUGCAUGUGUGGAAGGGGUCUGAAUGUGGAAAGAGAUUCUGUUGUAGCAGGAGCGUUACUGCAUGUGAUGGUUAUGUGAAAAAGUGAAAAGGUUUUGGAAGGAAAUACAUGCAGAAAUGCAAAGGCUGCUUAACAUUUGAAGUGGAUGCAAGACUAUGUUAAUAGACAUCUUUCCAAACAAUUUACCAGGGAAAUUACAAGAACUAUUUCUGUAUUUGUCAACUGCAGCCAGAGUCAUAUUUACUACUAGGUGGGAAGUGGAGAACUGCUCUGGAUGAGAAAACUGAGAAGAAAAAAUGAGAGAAUAUGGUACAGUGGCCAAGUUCGAUGAGAAAUGGAAACUGUACUUUAUAUAUUGUGAUGAAAUGGUAAAAAAAUAUUUUGAUAAUUUUUGCAUAUUUUGUUGAUAAAAUAAUUUCCAAGAUAAUAUGUUUUGUGGUUGUAGUUAAUAUAUUUGGUUAGUAGUAUUGUAGUGGUAGUUUAAUAAGCAAGGGAAAGGAAGGCUCCCCCAAAUUCAUAUAUAUAAAUAUAGUGUGAUUUUUUGUUACUAUGUGUUAUUUUAUACUCAUUGUAUGAGUUUUUGGGUUUUUGCUUUUGCUUUCUUUAUCCUAUUUUUGAUCUCUGUAUUGAUAUUUUUUAUAAACAAGAAAAUAAAAAAAUAAAAAAAAAUAUCAUGUCCAUUGAAUGUUUCUUAGUGG